AAGGAUUAUUAGUUUGUUAGCCUAGACCUAGCCAUCAAUCACCGGUACAAAGUCUGCCCAAACCUUCCCACUUCCUAACGGAAAACACUUUCUCAUCUUCUCUUCUCCUCUUCUCUUCUCCCCAACAAUUCCUUAUAUUUUUCUCUCCUGCUCUCCAUAACCCACCAAACACAAUAAUUCAUUUCUUCAAUUCUCUAACUAUCAACAACAAAUCCUAAUCUCAACUUAUAUCUAUCCCAUAUAUAUAUAUACCACCACCCACACCCAACUUCCAAUCUUUAAUUUUUUUUUUUCUCUCUCUAUCUGUACAUAUAUGUCUCCAGCUAGCUCAGAUCAGAUAGACUUAUAAGUUGUUGUUGAAAUCCGGCAAGAUUUGGAGCUGGGAAGUUGAUAGGAAUCAGGGUUUUUAUUAUCAUCAGUUACUGUUGGGCCUUUAUUUUUGUUUGGUUUUUGAUCAGUUUUGUUAGUUGGUGUUGUUGGUAAAGAGGAUAUAUAGAAGAUCAGGUGAUGAUGUGUAGCAGAGGCCACUGGAGGCCUCAUGAGGACGAGAAGCUCAGAGAAUUGGUGAAGAAAUAUGGGCCUCAUAAUUGGAAUGCCAUAGCUGAAAAGCUUCAAGGAAGAUCAGGGAAGAGUUGCAGACUAAGAUGGUUCAACCAACUGGAUCCAAGAAUCAACCGGAGCCCCUUCACGGAGGAGGAGGAAGAGCGGCUCCUGGCGUCUCACCGGAUUCACGGCAACCGGUGGGCUAUAAUCGCCAGGCUUUUCCCCGGCCGCACCGAUAACGCCGUCAAGAACCACUGGCACGUUAUCAUGGCUCGGAAGUGCAGGGAGCGGUCCAAGAUCUACGCCAAGAAGGCCGUCCUCAAGUCCUUAAACGACCAUGCGGCAUCUUCGUCACGGCAGCCCCAUCCCGGCGGCGAGUUUACCAGAGCCGCCUUCAAUGGAAACCUUCCAUUUUUUGAUAAACUGCACUACCCUAGUUUGCCAUAUGCUCACUCUCUCUAUCCAUUGGAGUUUCAAGGAGACAACUUCGUUCAACCUGUGACGAUGGAUCUAGAUAAUAGGAAGAAGUCAGUGGAGUUUUACGAUUUUCUCCAAGUAAAUACUGACUCUAACAAAAGCGAAGUGAUAGAUCAACAUGCAAGAAGAGACGACGAGGAGGUGGAACAACAAGCCGCCGCCGGUAACCGGAGCAAGCCCGCCGGCGGUGGCGAUGUGCAAUUCAUAGAUUUCUUCUCCACAGGCGCCGGACGGCGGUCUGCCUAAAUUUCCGGCGGCGAGCUUGAUCGGAGACAUGCACACACACUUCGUGAAUCACGUCGAAUUCAUCGAGGUUUAGUGAAUUACAACAUAUACUUAGUACACUUAGUGCCUCUAAUUACUAGGAGGGCUCUAUGCAUAAUUGAGCAUGCAUAUAUGAGGUGUUACAUAUAUGUUGUAUUAUAUAUGAAUAUAAUUAUGUAUUCAACAACUUAGAAUAGCGAAUAGAACAAAAAAAGGGGAAAAAAAAUAUUUCUAGAACACAAAAUUUCUUCAUUUUCGUG
This is a messenger RNA of Ipomoea nil (Japanese morning glory), 1544 nucleotides long. Its product is annotated as transcriptional activator Myb-like. NCBI's taxonomy places the organism in Eukaryota, Viridiplantae, Streptophyta, Magnoliopsida, Solanales, Convolvulaceae. The record is from RefSeq and is a predicted model, not a curated record. The coding region runs from base 508 to 1266 and encodes 252 amino acids. Gene Ontology annotation, cellular component: nucleus. Gene Ontology annotation, biological process: regulation of DNA-templated transcription. Gene Ontology annotation, molecular function: DNA-binding transcription factor activity, RNA polymerase II-specific; RNA polymerase II cis-regulatory region sequence-specific DNA binding. The transcript is spliced from 3 exons.